Dentiscutata heterogama is the source of this 309-nucleotide messenger RNA. NCBI's taxonomy places the organism in Eukaryota, Fungi, Glomeromycota, Glomeromycetes, Diversisporales, Gigasporaceae. The record is from the annotation of a GenBank genome assembly.
AUGGAAGAGACAAUAGACAUCGAAUUUUAUGUCAAUUAUAGUGAAUUUAUUUCUAAACAUGAACAAAGAAGGUAUUGCUGGGUUCAAUUUAAUAUAAGUGAUCUAUAUUUUAAUAGUAAAUUAGAGCUUCAAAUUGAUAAAGAAAAGGGUAAAAAAUAUCUAAUGUUAGCAGCUAAAAAUGGUGAUAAAGAUGCAAUUACUUUAUGUGAAAAGAAUAAAAUAAACUUUAUCAAUAAACAAAAUUAUUUUGAAAAAUUUAAAAUUGCUCGAAAUCUUCAUAAGUCAAGAAAUAUAAAUAAUGGACAAGAA